Gastrolobium bilobum is the source of this 1175-nucleotide messenger RNA. Its product is annotated as small ribosomal subunit protein uS5w-like. Gene Ontology annotation, molecular function: RNA binding; structural constituent of ribosome. Gene Ontology annotation, biological process: translation. The record is from RefSeq and is a predicted model, not a curated record. Lineage: Eukaryota; Viridiplantae; Streptophyta; Magnoliopsida; Fabales; Fabaceae. Gene Ontology annotation, cellular component: cytosolic small ribosomal subunit; ribosome. The transcript is spliced from 2 exons. The coding region runs from base 69 to 887 and encodes 272 amino acids.
CAUUUUACGUUCCUCGUUUUCUCUCUAAGCAGUCACUUACCCCUUGCCGUUCUCUCAUCGAUCAACUAAUGGCUGAACGUGGUGGCGGAGACCGUGGUGGCUUUGGCCGGGGCUUCGGAGGUCGUGGCCGCGGCGACAGGGGUCGCGGUGGCAGGCGGAGGACCUCCGGACGCCGCGAAGAAGAGGAGAAGUGGGUCCCAGUGACGAAGCUGGGCCGUCUGGUGAAAGAAGGAAAGAUCCGAAGUCUGGAGCAGAUCUAUCUGCAUUCUCUCCCAAUCAAGGAAUAUCAAAUAAUCGACACUUUGGUUGGUCCCUCUCUCAAGGACGAAGUUAUGAAGAUAACUCCGGUUCAGAAGCAGACCCGUGCUGGUCAGCGAACCCGGUUCAAGGCCUUCGUUGUUGUGGGCGAUAGCAACGGUCACGUUGGCCUUGGAGUCAAGUGCAGCAAGGAGGUUGCCACCGCCAUUCGCGGUGCUAUCAUCUUGGCGAAGCUCUCCGUCAUUCCUGUUAGGAGAGGCUACUGGGGAAACAAGAUCGGGAAGCCCCAUACUGUUCCCUGCAAGGUAACAGGGAAAUGUGGUUCCGUAACCGUUCGCAUGGUUCCCGCUCCACGUGGUUCUGGAAUCGUUGCUGCUAGGGUUCCUAAGAAAGUUUUGCAGUUUGCAGGGAUUGAUGACGUCUUCACUUCCUCCAGAGGAUCCACAAAAACCCUUGGAAAUUUCGUCAAGGCUACUUUUGAGUGUCUGCUGAAAACAUACGGGUUUCUAACUCCGGAGUUCUGGAGAGAGACUAGGUUUUCUAAGUCUCCAUUCCAAGAGUACACAGAUCUAUUGGCAAAACCAACGGGAAAGGCCCUGAUUCUGGAGGAGGAAAGGGUGGAAGCUUGAGCUAGCAGAUUUGAUGUUAUGAGAUGAUUGUGUGCCUUAAGCAUGCCAGGAACUAGUAAUUAUGUUUUCUUGCUUAUGUUGUUUCCAUUUGUAUUGAGGGAACUUUUAUAUCUUUAUGCUUUUUGUUGUUUUCAAGUUUAGUUGAUUGGAUAUUUAACAAGUUUCAAAUACCAAAUAUUUCUACCUGAUGCACUUGGCUGUCGUAACUAGUGACUGGUGGCAUAACGCAGAGAAAAACAAAUGUGCUUCUGUUUUGAUAAAAUGAAUGAGAGUUGAGAACAUGUAUCU